Anolis sagrei ordinatus is the source of this 983-nucleotide messenger RNA. It is a transcript of the gene MRPL46, whose product is annotated as mitochondrial ribosomal protein L46. Gene Ontology annotation, cellular component: mitochondrial large ribosomal subunit. Lineage: Eukaryota; Metazoa; Chordata; Lepidosauria; Squamata; Anolidae. Gene Ontology annotation, molecular function: structural constituent of ribosome. The record is from RefSeq and is a predicted model, not a curated record.
CCGGAGGUUUAGGCUGAGGCAAGAUGGCGGCGCCGUUUUGCAGGGCGGCAGUGCUGCUCUUCUGUGGCGCCGCCCGGAGCCGUCCUUCCUGCCGUGGCCUCUCCGGGGCUUCCGGGCCGAGGUGGCGGCUCUUCGGGGCGCUUUGCUUGCAGAGGCUUCCCUUGCUGAGCCAGGCCCUGGGGCCUCAGGAAGAGGAGAUGGCCGGCCUCGUCCAGCAGAUUGAAGUGGAGAAAAGCCUCUAUUCAGACCACGAGAUACGUUGCUUGGCAGAGGAAGAGCGCCUGCGGAGAAGGAAAGACCAAAACGAGGACGAGGAGGACGAACCUGGGAAGGAGAUUGUUCUGGCACAAGACCUGGAAGACGCCUGGGAACAGAAACUCCGAAGCUUUAAACCUGCUUCUCGCACAACAGAUGCUGACAAAAACAAUGAUCGGACGUCGUUGAGCAGGAAACUGGACCAGAGUCUGCUCCUGCUGGUCAAGCAAAAGCUUGGAGACCAGGAGAUCUGGCUCUUGCCCCAAACAGAGUGGAAAGAUGGGGAGACACUGCGAGCCACAGCAGAACGGGCCUUGCUUGCCCUCUCAGGAAGCCCCGCCGGAGCCAAGUUUCUCGGGAAUGCCCCGUGCGGCGUUUACAAAUACAAGUUUCCCAAGGCGGUGCGGAUAGAGGGCAACGUAGGAGCCAAGGUGUUCUUCUUCAAAGCCUUCCUGCAGGACGGCCACCUGCCCUUGGAGAAGGAGAAAACGGACUAUGUUUGGGUCAGCAAAGGGGAGCUGGCAGAUUACUUGAAGCCUGAAUACCACUCCCAGGUUACUCGCUUCUUAGUGGACCUAUGAUUAUCUGGGCUGUGCCCCAGUGAGAAGAACACAGGACACAGUUUUGUAUCGCAAAAGAGAUUGCCGAGUGUGGCUUUUUUAUGCAUUUGUGGCAAAACCAUGUCUGGAACCAUGUCUGCUAAAUAAAAGAGUCUAAAACAUGACAAA